Erpetoichthys calabaricus (reedfish) is the source of this 5055-nucleotide messenger RNA. RefSeq names its product platelet-derived growth factor receptor, beta polypeptide (gene pdgfrb). The record is from RefSeq and is a predicted model, not a curated record. Gene Ontology annotation, molecular function: ATP binding; platelet-derived growth factor binding; platelet-derived growth factor beta-receptor activity. The coding region runs from base 120 to 3341 and encodes 1073 amino acids. The transcript has 23 exons. Gene Ontology annotation, cellular component: signaling receptor complex. NCBI's taxonomy places the organism in Eukaryota, Metazoa, Chordata, Cladistia, Polypteriformes, Polypteridae. Gene Ontology annotation, biological process: multicellular organism development; cell chemotaxis; protein phosphorylation.
AGAGAGGAGCUUUGUGCAGCUCGCCUGGCAGCAGCUGGAGGGACGUGGGACGCCUUUUUCUUAUUUGGCUGUUUCUGGGGGUGUGUGGUUUGGUGCCACUUCAGAGCAACUUUCAACUGAUGAAGAUGGAAGGAAAAAUAUUCUGUCUCACCAUCCUCUUUUUAGUCUGUUUCCAGACCUGCUCUGCUACCACUGGGCCGACAAUCUCACCUGAGGAUCGUCAGAUUACUGUGGAAUUACACUCCACCUUCAUGCUUAGCUGUUCUGGUUCUGAGAAUAUCCUUUGGAGGCACAGAGAUGGGCUUAUUGUCACUCCAGUUGAGGUCAUAAAUGGAGUAUACAAGAGCAACCUCACACUGCACAAUGUGUCCGGGGCACACACAGGCCUGUACACGUGCCAUUACAAGACAUCAGAGGCCAAAGCAACAAGUACUUACAUCUUUGUUCCAGAUCCACAGCUGUGGUUCCUUCCAGUGGAUUACAAGAAUUCAGUAGUGAUGAAGACAGCAGCUGAAGCCACCAUCCCGUGUCUUGUUACAAACCCCGAGACUGUAGUCACUCUUUACGAAAAGAAAAGUAUGCAACCGAUAGAGGGAGUAUACCAACCAACAGAAGGCUUCACUGGGAUUGUGGAGGACAAAGCUUAUUUCUGCAAAGCCACCAUGAAAGAUGAAGAUCAAGACUCAGAUCUGUUCUAUGUCUACAGCAUUGAAGUACCUGAGGUGUUUCGAGCUUUCAUUAAUGCCUCCAAGCAAGUAGUGAAGCAAGGAGAACCUCUCGUUGUUAACUGCACGACACAUGGAUCAGAGCUGGCGUUAUUCAACUGGGACUAUCCAAGAAAAGUGUUUAACAAAACCAUCGAGCCUGUAACAGAUGUGACGGCGGGAGCAGAGUGGAACCUACGCUCAAUACUCAACAUAACAAGUGUCAGUUUGCAGGAUUCAGGCACCUACAUCUGUAGAGUCAGUCAAGGCAUACACGAGGAAGAAGCGGAGGACCAAAUCAACAUCACUGUGAUCGAGAAUGGCUUUGUGAGACUGACUUCUGAACUGCCCACAAACCUCUCUGCCAAGCUGCAUGAGAGCUUCAGUCUUCAGAUGAUGAUAGAGGCCUAUCCAGUACCAGUAAUCAAGUGGCUGAAAGACAACAUGACCCUUGUUGACAACAUGAAUGAAGUGUCAAUAGAGACAGAGGCAUCUGAAGAGACAAGGUAUUCAACCACGUUGACUCUGGUGCGGAUUAAUUCUGAACAGAAUGGCAUUUACACAGUCCAGGUCUCAAAUGAGUAUGAUGAUCAAGAGCUCAGUUUUCACCUUCAGGUCAAUGUGCCUCCACAUAUGCUGGAACUUUCAGACCACCAUCCAACUGAGGAGGGCCACGCUGUGGUCUGUGCUGCAGAAGGGAUGCCAGCACCAGAAAUUGAGUGGUACACCUGCAAUAAGAAAACUAAAUGCAGCUUUAAGGACAUUUCAUGGAGUCCACUAUCCACUUAUCCUGAGAAUAUCAGCAGCCAAACCAAUGUCAGCUUUAACGAAAGCCGCAGAGUGUUUGUGUCAAGGAGUGUUGUUGUUUUCAAAAAAGUGCAGAGCUUGCUGUCAGUCCGCUGCAUUGCCAGGAAUGAGCUUGGCACCAAACUUCAGGAUGUGAGACUGGUAUCCAACUCUUUGAACUCCCAGGUUGCUGUCAUAUCUGCCAUCCUUGCUCUCUUGGUAAUUGCUCUGGUUGCCCUUAUUGUUCUCAUAAUACUGUGGAGAAAGAAACCUCGUUAUGAGAUUCGCUGGAAGGUGAUUGAGUCGGUGAGCUCUGAUGGUCAUGAAUAUAUUUAUGUGGAUCCAAUGCACUUGCCCUAUGAUCCCAGCUGGGAAUUUCCAAGAGACAGCCUGGUUUUAGGUCGAACUCUGGGUUCAGGAGCCUUUGGGAGGGUUGUGGAAGCCACCGCUUACGGCCUGAGCCACUCACAGUCUGCAAAUAAAGUCGCAGUGAAAAUGCUGAAAUCCACUGCAAGAAGAAGUGAGACUCAGGCUCUGAUGUCAGAGCUGAAGAUAAUGAGUCACCUUGGGCCUCACCUCAAUAUUGUCAACCUUCUGGGAGCCUGCACUAAGAGAGGCCCAAUCUAUCUCAUCACGGAGUUCUGCCGCUAUGGAGACCUGGUAGACUACCUGCACAGGAACAAGCACACUUUUCUACAGUAUUACGCUGACAAGUCAAGACGGGACACUGAGAUGUACAGCAAUACCAGUACAAAUGGCCAGGGAAAGACCUAUGUAACACUGACUAGUGAAAGCGAUGGAGGAUACAUGGACAUGAGUAAAGACGACUCCACGGAGUAUGUGGCGAUGCAGUCAGACAGCAUUAAAUAUGCAGACAUUGAGCCAGCUGUUUAUGAAACCCCCUACCAGAGGGACAGUUACCAAGGACAAGGACAAGAAAGAGUCAACAACUCACUUGUGAUUAAUGAGUCCCCGGUUCUCAGCUUUACAGACUUGGUGGGAUUUAGCUAUCAAGUAGCCAAAGGGAUGGAUUUCCUGGCUUCUAAAAAUUGUGUGCAUCGGGAUCUGGCAGCCAGAAACGUUUUAAUUUGUGAAGGGAAGCUGGUGAAAAUAUGUGAUUUUGGACUUGCACGGGACAUCAUGCACGACUCCAACUACAUCUCAAAGGGCAGCACUUUCCUGCCUUUGAAGUGGAUGGCUCCCGAGAGCAUUUUCCACAACUUGUACACCACACAGAGUGAUGUCUGGUCAUAUGGCAUCUUAUUAUGGGAGAUCUUUACUCUUGGUGGGACCCCUUAUCCUAAUCUUCCUAUGAAUGAGUUGUUUUACACUGCCCUCAAGAGAGGCUACAGAAUGUGCAAACCCACCCACGCAACAGAUGAAAUCUAUGAAGUUAUGCAAAAGUGCUGGGAUGAAAAGUUUGAGAAAAGACCAGAAUUUACAAGCCUGGUUCACUCUGUUGGGAACUUGUUAGCUGAGUCUUAUAAGAAGAAAUAUGACCAAGUGGAUGAAGAAUUCUUUAAAAGUGAUCAUCCUGCAGUGGUCCGAACAAAGCCAAGGAUUUUGGGGAGAGAUAAUUUAAGACCAGCUUCCUCUUCCUCAGAAAGACCUGAUUCAGCCCUGAGUCCAGAUAAUGAAUAUAUCAUCCCAAUACCGGAUCCAAAGCCAGAGGAGGCUGAAGUGAAAGUAGCUGAAACAGAGACAAAUACAAACAUACAAGAAAAUGAGAAUUACAGUACGGUUGUUGCAGUGAUCCCAGAGGAAUGCCAGGUCACACCACAGGAACUGGGACAGAUUUCAGAUGCUGAGCAGAUUAAAAACGAGCCAGAAGUGGAAGACAGCUUUCUGUAGCUUGCAGCUUGACUUGUGUGGAAAGCCUAGUCAGGCGGUACAAGAAAAGCAGAUUUGUAGCCAGUGUCAUUUGAGGUGCCAUCAGCCAUUGAAUCCUUAAUGCUAAAAAAAGAAAAAGGCCAUUUAGAAUGAUUGUUUCUGCUGGCCAUGCCAAUAAAACUGAAAUGUCCACGGAGAACGGCCACAUUAUACGGGGAGUCUUCUGCUUUUACACAUGUGAUAAGUUACAAUGUGCACUAUUAUACCUAACGUCUGGAAGUCAUGAUCUGGCUCCUCAACUGCGGAAAUCCUUGUCCUCAAAAUUUACUGGUACUUUUGGUAUUUCUUGAGCAUAAAACAAGGAACCCAUCUGAGAAGUGCAAAGUAACAUAUUCCUACUAUCCAGAUGACUUCAGUUAUCUGAAUCCCUACUCCGUAGCACAGAAAAGCCUGCUGAACUCUUACAAUUGUCUUACAGCCUUGGAGGCUUCUACCACAUCUUUGAACAAACGGCUUCAUGCUCUUGAGCUCUCCAGUCUUGGUGAACAAAAAUAGCUCACCCGUCUCCUAAGCCCAAGGCAUAUACUACAUUCCAUGCCAUGAUGAUGAAGGUUAUCUCCAGCAUGACAUUUAUUGAAACAAUCAAACCUAUGCUCUUCAGCACAUUCUAAAUUUAGCCCCAAAUCAUGUAAUGGAUAUGGAAAGAUCAACUGAUGUUUUUAAUCGAGUAAGUCAGCAUUUCCACCUUGAAUCUACAACCAGUCCUCACUUAGUAGAGCACAAAAACAAAUAGAACGUGAAGCACAAAAACAAAUAGAACAUCUUCUAACCUCAAGGAACAUUCCUACUGUGCAAGACGCUUCUGAUGUUCACAGCCUAUCGUUCAUCAGCUUCUUCUCAAUGGAACACAAAAUUGCAGACCUCAAGGAAUAUUUCAGCCUCGUCAUCCUCCACGGUGGCCAAAAGCAACAACUUGCCUGUUGAGCUCUAAAAAUAUUUGCUAUGGACUACUGGGGUGGUGAAAAAAAUCUUCCUCUCCGUAAGUGUCUCCUACAGAGCUUAAUUACACUCCUCAUGUAUUCAGCAAUUCCAAAAAGAUGUGUUUUAAAUUAAUUGAGCUUCAGUUUAAUUUCAUGUAGCAUGUAUGACUGCCACAAUGAUUAAUGAAUGUACUAAUGCAAAUAGUGAGAAUAAUAACCAGAAUCGUUACAUUACAGCAUAAUUUAAAGGCAGUCAAUGUUGUUUGGGGCACAGUGGUUAGUGCUGCUGCCUCUUGGAUGUAAUGUCAUGGGCUCAUUAUGACCCUUUUAUUUUUGCUGUGUUUGUAAAAAAAUGUUUGUUGCAGUGUAUAAAAUGAACCAUUUCAGCAUUCUGCACAAGCAGUAUUCACAGAUAUCAUUUAAAUAAUACAUUUAAAGCACAUUAGACUUAUUAAUGUUAGUUCCAAAAAGUUGGAAUUGAACUAAGUAUUGUUUAUUAUCAAACAAGUCUAGAGAAUGCAUGCUAAGUUGAACAGGAGUUUUAAUGUUCCCCCAGUAUACAAAGCCAAGUCCCAGAAUGAAAUGGCGCCCUCUGCAGGGCUGGUCCCUGUCUUGCGCCCAAUGUUAUCAGCAACAAUGACGGAUUUUAGAUAACAAAUAGUUUGGAUAUGAAAUACUCCUUUAGCCCACUUCUACUAAACUAGUUAUUUUUAUUAUAUAUACCCUAGGUUCUUGUCUAUAAGCCGGACUCAUGU